AUGGUGGCCAAACAGCGGAUCCGGAUGGCCAACGAGAAGCACAGCAAAAACAUCACCCAGAGGGGGAACGUAGCCAAAACCCUGAGGCCACAAGAAGAGAAAUAUCCCGUGGGACCAUGGCUGUUGGCACUGUUUGUUUUUGUUGUCUGUGGCUCAGCUAUCUUUCAGAUCAUUCAGAGCAUAAGGAUGGGCAUGUGAGGAGGCCCGGGGCUUUGACACUGCCCCUCCUUCUGGAGGGCGGAGGACCACUUAAGCUUUUAGCCGGGUAUCUGUGGGAAGCAAACAAGCCACACAGAAUAG
This is a messenger RNA of Neomonachus schauinslandi (Hawaiian monk seal), 300 nucleotides long. RefSeq names its product stress associated endoplasmic reticulum protein family member 2 (gene SERP2). Gene Ontology annotation, biological process: endoplasmic reticulum unfolded protein response. Bases 1 to 198 code for a protein of 65 amino acids. The transcript has 3 exons. The record is from RefSeq and is a predicted model, not a curated record. Gene Ontology annotation, cellular component: endoplasmic reticulum. Lineage: Eukaryota; Metazoa; Chordata; Mammalia; Carnivora; Phocidae.